Molecule: messenger RNA, 906 nt
Organism: Rhipicephalus sanguineus (brown dog tick)
Lineage: Eukaryota; Metazoa; Arthropoda; Arachnida; Ixodida; Ixodidae
Product: zinc finger BED domain-containing protein 6-like
Exons: 2
Coding region: 1-906 (301 amino acids)
Source: RefSeq, a predicted model, not a curated record
AUGCAGGUGCGCCGGUUCGCUCGUCCUGAGGCAUGGUACCGGCCACCUGGUGCAGACGGAGGCCUGAGCGGUGCCCCAGGAGAGAUUUGGACCUCAUGCACGACUGAGAGCUACAUAACAGUCACGUGCCAUUUUCUGAAAGACAUAACUAUGCGGUCUGCGGCGCUCUCCACAGCAGUUUUUCAGGGAGCUCACACGGCGCAAAACGUCACUGACGUCAUUGGAGGUGUGCUUGAAGACUGGGGUAUUCGUCAGGCAAUUGUUGCUUUUGUCACAGACAACAAUAAGAGGAUGGUGCUUGCAGCCCGACUGCUGGGCUUCGAGCACCUAGUAUGCUUCGCUCAUACGCUGAACCUCCCUGUUAAGGAUGGGCUAAAAAGCAGUGAAGAACUAGCAACCUUGCUGCUAAAGUGCAAGAACAUUGUGCGCUACGUGAGGUCUAGCUGCAUCGCUACCGCCAAGCUCCGAGAAGAGCAAGAGCGUGUCGGUAAAGUUCUGCCGCUAAAACUGAAACAGCAGACAACGAAAUGGUGGAACAGCAUUUUGUAUAUGCUGAAAAGGAUCUUGGAGGUCGGAGAGGCGCUGACCUUAACAUUAUCAAAGUUGCCCCGGGCGCCCAGCCCGUUACCAGCAGAGGAUAUAAUACUUAUUGAGGAUGUUGUGGAAUUACUAGAACCAUUCGAGGAAGCCACGAAAUUAGUGUCUGGAGAUGAGUCCACUACCAUUUCCUUGGCGAUUCCUGUGAUCCGUGGCAUCGUACGAGAGCUGGAAGAGCGUAUCGAACCAAACCUGAAGACUGAAGUUGGUAUAGAAGUUCUUCGAGAGUACAUCUCCUUCCUGUAUAAUAGAAUGGAAACUUAUGAAGAAUUACAUCUAACAUCUCUGGCGACGCUGUUGGACCCGUGA